Messenger RNA from Cryphonectria parasitica EP155, 783 nucleotides. RefSeq lists its product as uncharacterized. Bases 1 to 783 code for a protein of 260 amino acids. The transcript has 6 exons. The record is from RefSeq and is a predicted model, not a curated record. Lineage: Eukaryota; Fungi; Ascomycota; Sordariomycetes; Diaporthales; Cryphonectriaceae.
AUGUUGAUCAUCCAAACCACAUGCCAUCGCGACUUCUCAUUUGGUCAGCUGAAUGGAAUACAAAUACAGAACAUUGAAAGAAUAAUUGGGCCAUUACUGAGUUCUGACCCUGUAGCGCUUUUCAUCAUCUCUUUCUCAAGCAUGGCCGACUUCACUCUGGGACAGCUUCAGGCCCAGAGCCCGAACGCGAAGGCCACCCAGACGCCAGAGAACGCAGAACAGGGCGAGGCUCGGCUUAACAGCCUUUGCCCUGGUCGCGAGUCGCUGCCGCUCGUUGCCCAGGAACAGCUGCGUGCACAUGCUCAUCGUCGCGAGGUCGCUGUCAGUUUCAAACAUACCCUGGGCCAAUGUCGCCUGGCGCUCACCUACAGCGUGGUCGGCUGGGCUGGGACUCUCGAGAAGAACAAGAUCCCCACAUCCAUCGCCAACGCCCCCUCGAUCGCUGCCCUCAACAACCGCAUCGACACCCUCGAGCGAGCCCUGGAGCACUUUCUCCCCCACCCUUCCGACGCUGACUUCACCCUCGGCGCCGACAACCUCUCCCGCAUCGAGUACGCGCGCAUCCGCCUCCUGAACAUCGAGCCCGGCGUCCGCUCCGUCCGUCACAUCGGCCCCCUCCUGGAGGAAAUUGAGCGCGAGGCCCGCGCCGCGCGCAUCAUCCCGCCCCAGGACCAGAACGGUUGGGCCUGGAACUGGACCUAUGAUGACUGGUUCCGGUGGGAUGGGGAGGCCAAGAAGUGGGUGGCUGCUACCCAGAGCUGGAGGCUGGACUAUUUGGUGUGA